UUCUGUUUUCCUGAAAAACGACGUGCUGCUUUUUUGAUGGGAGUGGACGCUCGGCGUCAAAAAGAAGAACUCCUUUCUACUGGAUUUUUAAAUCACUAAAGCUGCUUCCUAUUUCAUACACACAGUGCACCAAAAGGAUAAGAAAGGCUGAAGAAGCGGAUGAAGUUAUUGGUAAACAGAAGGAAGGAUACACGUCUAGUUUUCCUAAUUGCAAAGCAAACAUGGUGCUUCUCCGUGGAUCGGCAACGGCGAUGCAGAAGCCGGAGUGCGAAUUGGAGAAGAACGGAGUCGUGGCCGGUUUGAAGACGAAGAUGGCGAACGGCAUCGAGAGAUCAGCGGUGCAGAAUGGAGCGGUGAACGGUAUAAUGGCCAAUGGCGACACGGUACAUCAAAUCAACGGACUAAGGAACGGAUCGACGACUGUAUGCAAUGGCGAUAUGAAUGGGCAUCUGAAGAUCCAGACGGAAGCUAAGAAACCCGACGCUACAGCUACAACACAGAGAACACUUGCCAGCAAGUUUGAAGAGACAUUUGAGGAGACCCCAUUGCACAUCGCACUCAUUACCUACUUUGGCUUCUUGGUUCUGAUCCUCGUCGGUUACAUCAAGGAACAUCUGUGGAGAUGGGGGAUUCUGAAGAAACCAGGCUCAAAAGAGUCAUCCAAGCUUAAUGACUUUGUCCCCCUGUUCUCAGAUUUUGUGAAUUUCUUCGGCCGCAAUAUCUACAUGCGAGGGAGGGACUGUGGACACAUUCCGGUAGCCGGCGUCCCUGGUGCCCAGUUUGAUAUCAUGGAGUAUUCUACACCGGACUACAACUGGACUCUCAAUUUGACUGGGAAUAUAAAGCGAAGUGUCAACCUGGGUUCCUAUAACUACCUGGGCUUUGCUGAGAAUUCUGGUCCACGUUCAGCUCAAGUGGAGGUGGCGACAAAGACGUAUGGGUCUGGUAUAUGCAGUCCAAGACGGGAACUAGGUAAUUUAAGUAUCCACACGGAGCUAGAUCGUCUUGUCACUCGCUUCACGGGCAAGGAGGAUGCUGUCACGUUUGCCAUGGGCUUCGCUACUAACGCUCUCAAUAUGCCCUCGCUGAUUGGAAAGGGUUGUCUGGUUGUUAGCGACAAGCUGAACCAUGCAUCUAUCGUACUGGGAACCAGACUGUCUGGAGCAGUGGUCAGGAUCUUUGAGCACAACGACAUGGAGAGUCUUGAGAAAGUCUUGAGGAACGCCAUCGUCGAUGGUCAACCACGAUCCCACAGACCCUGGAAGAAGAUUCUUAUUGUGGUUGAGGGCAUAUACAGCAUGGAGGGUUCCAUCGUGCGUCUGCCCGAAGUUGUUGCUCUCAAGAAGAAAUACAAGUGCUAUCUGUACCUUGACGAGGCCCACAGCAUUGGGGCUAUGGGACAUAGUGGACGAGGCAUCGUGGAGUACUUCGGUGUGAAUAUAGAUGACAUUGACGUCAUGAUGGGGACUUUCUCCAAGAGUUUUGGAGCUUGCGGGGGUUAUCUGGCCGGCAGUAAGGAUUUGAUUGCCCGGAUCCGAUCCAAAUCCCACAGUGCUGCGUAUGGAGCACCCAUGGCCCCACCGGUAGUACAGCAAGUCCUGGCCAGCAUGAGAACAAUCAUGGGAGAAGACGGAACCAGCAUCGGUGUGAAUCGCAUCAGUCGUCUUGCCUGGAACACCCAGUAUUUCCGCUAUCGUCUGAGGGAGAUGGGUUUCAUAUUUUACGGCAACCAGGACUCUCCCGUGGUUCCGUUGCUGAUCUACGUGCCUGCCAAAGUACCUGCAUUCAGCCGCAUGUGCCGUAAGCGUGGUCUCGGCAUUGUCGUCUGCGUGUUCCCUGCUACGCCUUUGGUGGAGAGCCGGGCCCGAAUCUGUCUGUCUGCAAACCACACCAAGGAAAUGCUGGAUAAGGCGCUGGAAAUCAUCAGCGAGGUCGGUGACCUGUUGAACUGCAAAUUGUCCAAGCUGCCGAAACCCGUACCGAGGGAAUGGAACGACCAACCCCCACUGGAGGAAGAGUAAACUCUCGACAAACAAACGAACAUCAAGUCAACCCAACGGGCGAGCUUAUGUGUUCAACACUGUACCAGUCUAUAGCAGUUUUUCCAUCCGGUUUUAAGUUUCUAUUUAUUACUAACGUUUAGUUUUUUUUUUUUUCCUUUUCGGGGGUCAUGCUGAAAUGAAGAGGCUGUAUUGUCACAGUUUCUGUUUUUUUAAAGAGGCUAUCACGUUUUUUUCAUUGUUAGAGAACGGCGCCCUCUCGAGUCUGUUUUAAUACAGCUCAAGGAGCAUCAUAGGCUAAUAUGGCAGACUUAAGUAAGACUUGAUGAAUGCUUAAUGCAGUGAGUGUUUUAGUGAGCUGCUUUAGCGUUCACAGGAAAAUAACAAACUUAGAAGACUAGCAUUUGACUUUUUAAAUCAGUUGUGAUAUACUGUUCAGUGUAUGUGAACUGCUUAUGAUCAGACUCAUUUGCGGUGAUUUCCCUGAACAGUUUCGGUCCGACUGUGAGCAUUUUUUGCAAAUACCUGCAGUUGGAAAACAUGUUUGAUGAUUUUGGACGGACCUAUGUUCUGAAAGUAUGAGGAAUUGAGUUCUUUAUAUGCUAGAUUGUCUUGCUUUUUUUCACAAAGAUGUAACAGUAACGAAUCAUCGAUACUUUGAGUGCCGUUAGUUUUUGUUUUACCUCAAAUUUGAAUUUUUUAUUAGCACUAUUAAG
This is a messenger RNA of Patiria miniata (bat star), 2716 nucleotides long. Its product is annotated as serine palmitoyltransferase 2-like. Lineage: Eukaryota; Metazoa; Echinodermata; Asteroidea; Valvatida; Asterinidae. Gene Ontology annotation, cellular component: serine palmitoyltransferase complex. Gene Ontology annotation, biological process: ceramide biosynthetic process; sphingosine biosynthetic process. Gene Ontology annotation, molecular function: serine C-palmitoyltransferase activity; pyridoxal phosphate binding. The record is from RefSeq and is a predicted model, not a curated record. The coding region runs from base 222 to 2021 and encodes 599 amino acids. The transcript has 13 exons.